Molecule: messenger RNA, 895 nt
Organism: Racocetra persica
Lineage: Eukaryota; Fungi; Glomeromycota; Glomeromycetes; Diversisporales; Gigasporaceae
Source: the annotation of a GenBank genome assembly
GUUGAACGUGAAUCUAUUGACUUAAUCGACAAAACUCUUGCUGUUUAUAACAACGAAAUGUUAUGUGUUGCUGGAAUUUUAUCAAGAAUUUUGUACGAAGAUGAAAUGAGUCAAAUAUCUAAAGUUUACAGAGAAAUUGUUGGUUCGAACGCAAAAACAGAUGAAGCUACAAAUUCGGCGCGUGAGUGGCUUGAAAAACGAGCUGCACACGCACUUUCACACUUUACAUUUAAACCUAGCACCCCUAACCCUCAUGUUGGCCAAAUUAUUGAGUUUCAAUUUUUAAAUUGUGCUUCUCAGCUCUUGUCUAUUUUAUCAACUACUGGAGUUCAACCAAUUAACUUAGUACGAAUGCCUAACUCCGAAAUGGCAGCUUUCAUCAAAACUAUUCCUGUAGUUCCCAAAAUUAUCAUGGAACAAUGUGAUGUAUUUAUUAAAAAAGCAAGAAAUAAGAUGAAUAUCAUUAAAGACAUUUCACUAGGAGAUGUCUUUAAUGAAUUACAAAGUCGUACUCUCUCCCAAGAGGACACUGUUGCACUAAUGAAGUGGUGGAUAGGUUAUCGAUCUAAAGAAAAUCGAGUUUCUGAAUCGGAUGUUCAGCAGUUAUUAAAACUUGCCGUAGUUUGUAUUAACGAUAAUGUGAUACCAUUAAAUAAAAUUCAGUACUGGUUAAAUCCUUCUGUAGUUCCGCCAGAUUAUGAGGUUCCAUCUAAUGUAUUGCCUUAUUCAAUAAGUAAAUCAUUUCAAAAAAAUGAUAUCGAAAAGUGGUUCGGUGGGUGGAAAGAACUUUCACUUGCUACCUGGACACAAUACAUUGCAUCCAAACCCCAACUGGAAAAUGAUCCCGACUUUGCGGAAAAAGUUCUAGGAAUAAUUGCAAGAAGUUUUCAGAAAU